This is a messenger RNA of Knipowitschia caucasica, 774 nucleotides long. NCBI's taxonomy places the organism in Eukaryota, Metazoa, Chordata, Actinopteri, Gobiiformes, Gobiidae. The record is from the annotation of a GenBank genome assembly.
AUGUCACGCUGCAUUUAUGACUGGGCCCGGAUGCUGGCGUCUGAUUGGCCGUCGCUGCUCAUCUUCCGUAACCACAGCGAUACUCCUCAGUCUUCCUUCUCCUCAUUCCUCAAUCUUUCUUCCUUCUCCUUCCCCUCAGUCCUCUGUAUUCCUUCUUUCUCUGCAGCCUCAGUCCUCCUGCCUUCUCCUCAGUCCUCCUGCCUUCUCCUUCUCCUCCGUCCUACUGCCUUCUCCUCAGUCCUCCUGCCUUCUCCUUCUCCUCCGUCCUACUGCCUUCUCCUCAGUCCUCCUUCCUUCUCCUUCUCCUCCGUCCUACUGCCUUCUCCUCAGUCCUCCUGCCUUCUCCUUCUCCUCCGUCCUACUGCCUUCUCCUCAGUCCUCCUGCCUUCUCCUUCUCCUCCGUCCUACUGCCUUCUCCUCAGUCCUCCUGCCUUCUCCUUCUCCUCAGUCCUCCUGCCUUCUCCUUCUCCUCCGUCCUACUGCCUUCUCCUCAGUCCUCCUGCCUUCUCCUUCUCCUCAGUCCUCCUGCCUUCUCCUUCUCCUCAGUCCUACUGCCUUCUCCUCAGUCCUCCUGCCUUCUCCUUCUCCUCAGUCCUCCUGCCUUCUCCUUCUCCUCAGUCCUACUGCCUUCUCCUCAGUCCUACUGCCUUCUCCUCAGUCCUCCUUCCUUCUCCGCAGCCUCAGUCGUCUGAUCGAGAGGAGAGCCGCUCCGAGUGCUCUGGGCUGGAGACGUUUUGUCCGAGCCCUAGGUCUCUUUCACUGAGGCAAGAUUAG